Messenger RNA from Dicentrarchus labrax (European seabass), 1755 nucleotides. RefSeq names its product leucine rich repeat containing 74B (gene lrrc74b). Lineage: Eukaryota; Metazoa; Chordata; Actinopteri; Moronidae. Gene Ontology annotation, molecular function: protein binding. The coding region runs from base 107 to 1393 and encodes 428 amino acids. The transcript has 11 exons. The record is from RefSeq and is a predicted model, not a curated record.
UUGAGCAAGAUAGGUUGCAUGAACACAUAGCUGCACAACCUGCUGGUCAGAUGCAGUGCAGUGAUUCACUUACAGCACAAAUACUUUAACAUCACAUGUCGAAGUCAUGGUUCAUGGGAAGAAGUUGGCCAGGGAGACGCUGCUGCCUUCUGUGCUGGAAGACGAUGACGCAGAAACAGAAAGUGAGAGGCUGCAGCUGGGGGAGCGAAGAGUGAGCCAGACAGAGGUCGGCGUGCGUGGGCCAAAGGACCAACGCUCAAGCCCUGACGGAAACAUGGUAGACGGAGGUGAAAGAGAGGGUAAAGAGGAGGAGGAGGAGAAAGAAGAGGAGGAGCUGGGAGGAGAGGAGUGUGUGGUCUCUGAUGAGGACUACGACACAGAUUUGGAGCUUGAUAAGGAGGAGGCAUAUGACCCGACGGGGCAGACGUGCUACAUGGAGGCGUGUGAAACAUUACAGGUGGUACCAGCUUCUUACUUCCUGCGGCAAAUGCUAAGUAGCGAGCUGUCCUUGAUGCAUCGUGGUCUGGGACCUCAGGGCACCAAAGCACUGGCGGUUCCCCUGGUAACCAACACUUCAAUACUGAGGCUGAACCUGCGAGAUAAUUGGAUGGAAGGAAUGGGCGGAGCUGCUGUAGCUGAGAUGUUAAAGGAAAAUUGUUACAUUACAGAGGUGGACCUAUCCGAGAACAACCUUGGGGAUUAUGGGGCCACAGCCAUAGCUGGUAUGCUUAAGGAGAACAGCACCCUGGUGAGCCUCAAUCUGUCAGGAAACCAUUUCACAGACCAGUCCGCUGAACACCUCGGUCCAGCACUCAUCACCAACACCAAACUACAGCACCUUGACCUCAGCCACAAUGCUCUAGGAGAGCGUGCAGGGCAAAACCUGGGAGACUCUCUGUCAGAGAACACAGGGUUGAGAUCAAUAAGUCUGGCCUGGAACUGCAUUCGAGGAAGAGGAGCUGUGAUGCUGGCCAAUGGCCUCGGGGGAAACAUUUUCCUUAGAACUGUGGAUCUGUCAUUUAAUGGCUUUGGUAAAGAAGGAGCCAUUGCUUUAGGGCAGGCUCUGAAAGAGAACACCAUUUUGGAGGAGUUGAACGUGAGUAACAACAGAAUACCCCCUGAAGGAGCUAUUCGCCUAGCCAUGGGCCUCAAAGCAAACAAGACAAUCAAAUCCCUGAAUAUGGGGAGGAACCCCAUCCAGAAUGUUGGUUGCUAUGGGAUCCUCAAGUCUGUACAGGAAAACCCUAAUUCAGCCUUGGAGGCAUUAGACUUUUCGGACAUCACAGUGAACCAGGAUUUUGAAGACUUGUACGUGGCAGUGAAAGAAAUUUUCCCUGUGCUUACAGUGAAUCACGGGGGCAGAAUUGGCACAUUCAGAAAAGCAAAAGCUUGAAAAGUGUUUUUGUGUAACUUGUGUUAAAAAAGUGUAAUUGCUGUUAUUUUAUGCCAGAAGAGAUGGAAGGAGUCUUGUCAAAGCCCUGUGGAUGUUUUCAUCGACAGAUGAACACAAGGAUGGAUGCAUGCAAGGAUAUUAUCCUAAAAAGAUUAUUUAAAAAAAAGAGCCACCAUAGAAUAUUUAUUUGAAUUAAAUGUACUUAGAUCAAAUAAAACUUGUUAAAUGCCCAAUCAAUUGAAAAUAAAUAUGGGGAAAAAAGUUCAUUUUUCAAAAGAAACAAUACAUACACUGCUUGUGUGCGCCCCUGAAAUAUAAUGUUCUUGUUGAAUGUUAUAAAGUCAUUGAACACAGGCAUACAA